Molecule: messenger RNA, 1282 nt
Organism: Trichosurus vulpecula (common brushtail)
Lineage: Eukaryota; Metazoa; Chordata; Mammalia; Diprotodontia; Phalangeridae
Gene: ICAM3
Product: intercellular adhesion molecule 3
Exons: 6
Coding region: 125-1255 (376 amino acids)
Biological process (GO): cell-cell adhesion
Cellular component (GO): membrane
Molecular function (GO): integrin binding
Source: RefSeq, a predicted model, not a curated record
CACAGGCCCAGCCCCGGCCCCAGCUCCAUCCUCCUCAGCCUUGUGCUCACUGAGCAGCCUCCAUGCAGAGAGUCACCCGCUCAGGAGCUAUUACUUCCUCUGAGCUACUCGACUAAGGCCCUGCAUGGAACUCCUCAAAGCUUGGCCCAAGUCUUCCCUGAACCUGCUGGUGUUUGCCAUCAUGCUCUCAGGGGCUCCAGGGAUCAUAUGGAUAGAACCCCCAGACCCAGUGAUCACUCCUGGGGGAAACCUGCUAGUGAACUGCAGUACAGACUGUGACCAGCCACAGCUCAUUGGCCUGGAGACCCAACUUGACAAGACACAAAAAGACAAUGGGACCAGGUGGAGAGUAUUCCUACUAAGAAAUAUAACCCAGGAUACCCGGCUCCUCUGCUUUGUCAACUGCCCUGGGAAACAACAGAUGCUCUACAGUACCAAUGUCACUGUGAUUCAGCCACCAGAACAUGUGGAUCUUGAGCCCCUGCCUCGAUGGAUUCUUGUGGGCCAGAAUUUCAUCCUUCGAUGCCAAGUUUGGGGUGGGAAACCCAGGCAAAACCUGACAAUGGCAUUGCUUCGGGGACAUCAGGAGCUGAGCAGGCAGCCAGUCUCUGAACAGGCCCCAGAAAAGACAGCUGAGGUCACAUUCACAGCCACAGCCAGUCGAGAGGACCACGGGGCCAAUUUCUCCUGCAGAGCCGAGCUGGACCUAGGAGCACAAGGGCUAGAAUUGUAUCAGAAGAGCUCAGCUCCCAUGGAGCUCCACACCUUUGUACUGGGUACCCCUCGACUCAUAGUUCCCAAGCUUCUGGAGGUCGGGAAGGUGGAGACCAUAAGCUGUGAGACUGACAAGCUCUUCCCAGUGGAGAAUGCCCAAAUCCACCUGUCCCUGGAAGGGAGAAGCUUGAGUCCUACAGUUAGGUGGGGCCAGGACACGCUCAGGGCCACAGCCCCAGUAAAGGGACAGAGAGAGGGCCAGUGGGAGCUGACCUGCAAUGUGAUCCUUGGGGAUCAGAACCGGGAAGUCCGAGGAAAUCUCACUGUUUACAAAGCCUCGAGGGACCCUGUGCCCAUCGUCAUGUGGGUGCUGCUGGCCCUGGGCCUCGUGGUCUUGGCAGGGGCAUUCGCAAGCCUGUACCUCCGGCGGACACUGCGGAGAGGCAGUUACCAGCCCCAGAUGCUGCCUCUGCAGGACCGGGUACCGACUGAGCUACCUGAGACCCGCCCUACAGGCCCGAGCCCGGAAGCCACGGCCUAGGUCAAUAAAAGAUACUACUGAGACAAC